UUUGUUAAGUUUGAAGUUAUGAACUUGACAAAAAGCGUGACAAAAUUUAUGAUGUGUCGCCCAACCUUUUUUCAGGUGAAAUAUGAAAUAAAUCCUUGGAUGCGUCCUGGGGACCCGGUAAACUUAGAAAAAGCGCUUCAACAAUGGAAUAAUUUGAAGAAUAUUAUAGAGAAGUCAGGCGGGGAAGUGUUGGUGAUGGAACCUGAGGCAAGUUUACAACACAGAAAAUUUUAUGAAGUUGGCGCAAAUAAUUAUCCAGAUUUGGUUUUCGCAGCGAAUGCGGCUGUCGUGAGAGGCAAUAAGGCAUAUCUGAGUAAUUUCUUCUAUCCGGAAAGAAAAGGUGAAGAUUAUUACUAUGACAAAUGGUUUAAAGAGAAUGGAUACAUUACAAAAAAAGAUAUUCACGUUCCAUUUGAGGGUGCUGGGGAUGCUUUGUGGGUGGGUAAAAAUAAACUAUUUUGUGGUAUUGGCCCGAGAACGGAUGUCCGCGCAUUAAAUUUAAUCGCAAAAAAUUUGAAGGACGAGGAAUCUCCUUUUAAAGUUUAUGGCUUUCGUCUUAUUGAUCCUAGAUUUUAUCACAUUGACACGUGUUUAUGCGCAAUAACUGAACAACUAGCUAUUUAUUACCCAUAUGCCUUUGAUCCAGUCGCUCGACAUAAUAUGUCUAAUGAACUCGAAUUGGUUCCAGUCACCGAGGAGGAAGCGAUCCGCUUUGCUUGUAAUUCUAUAGUCAUUGGGAAAAGUGUGAUUAUCCCUGUUGGGGCAGAACAAACGGCUAAAGCAUUGCAGAAGCUUGGAUUUGACCCAAAAUUUGUUGAUAUGUCCGAAUUUAUCAAAAGUGGAGGGGCAGCAAAAUGUUGUACUUUGCAAUUGUCUCAAUAG
Meloidogyne enterolobii is the source of this 882-nucleotide messenger RNA. Lineage: Eukaryota; Metazoa; Nematoda; Chromadorea; Rhabditida; Meloidogynidae. The record is from the annotation of a GenBank genome assembly.